Messenger RNA from Linnemannia hyalina, 3660 nucleotides. The record is from the annotation of a GenBank genome assembly. Lineage: Eukaryota; Fungi; Mortierellomycota; Mortierellomycetes; Mortierellales; Mortierellaceae.
AUGGACGAACAAGAGUACUAUAUGGAGGAGGAGGACGAUGAGCCAAUCACCCAGGAGGAUUGCUGGACAGUCAUCUCUUCGUUCUUUGAGGACAAGGGUCUGGUCCGUCAGCAGCUGGACUCGUUCGACGAGUUUAUCCAGAACACGAUGCAGGAGCUUGUUGACGAGAACUCGGACAUGAUCCUCCAGACCACUAACCAACAUUCUGGUGCCGAUGGCGAUGUCACCAGACGAUAUGAGAUCAACUUUGGGCAGAUUUACCUGUCGCGUCCCAGUAUGACUGAGGCUGACGGUACCACCCAGCCCAUGUACCCACACGAAGCCCGUCUCCGUAGUUUGACGUACGCUGCCCCUUUGUACGUUGAUAUGCGCAAGACGGUCAAGGUCGCCAACCCUCACCACGAAAAGAACAAGCACAAGACCAACCCCCACGACAUGUUCAUGGAGGAAGAAGAUACUGGUGAUGGUGGCGACAUGAAGAAGAUCUUUAUCGGUAUGGUCCCCAUCAUGUUGAAGUCGACCUACUGUAUGUUGACUGGACUGGAUGACAGCGAGCUGCAAAAGAUGAACGAGUGUCAGUACGAUCAGGGAGGAUACUUCGUGAUUAACGGAUCAGAAAAGGUGUUGAUUGCUCAGGAGCGCAUGGCGACAAACACGGUGUAUGUGUUCAACAAACCCCCAGGAAACAAGUACUCGUACACCGCAGAGAUCAGGAGUUCCAUGGAGCGUGGAUCCAAGAACGCCUCUCCAGUCUUCGUCAAGCUCUUGUCGCGUGCUGCUGAGCGUUCCGGCACUGGACAGACCAUCGAGGCUACUCUCCCUUACAUCCGUGACGGUAUUCCCGUUGUCGUUGUUUUCCGUGCUUUGGGACUUGUCGCUGAUCGUGAUGUUCUGGAGCACAUCUGCUACGACCGUAAUGAUUACCAGAUGCUGGAGAUGUUGAAGCCCUGUAUUGAGCAGGCUUUCGUUAUCCAGGACAAGGAGGUCGCGCUGGAUUACAUUGGAAAGCGUGGAACGACUGUCGGAGUGACCAAAGAGAAGCGUACAAAGUACGCUACCGAGAUCUUGCAGAAGGAGUUCUUGCCCCACGUCGGAACCCAGUCCCACAACCAGACUCGCAAGGCCUACUUCUUUGGUUACAUGAUCCAUCGUCUCCUCUUGGCGGCUCUUGGUCGCCGUGACGUUGAUGAUCGUGAUCACUACGGAAAGAAGCGCAUGGAUCUCGGUGGUCCUCUUCUCGGAGGUCUUUUCAAGAUGCUCUUUACCAAGCUCACCAAAGAUGUCAGCAAGUACCUCCGCAAGUGCAUUGAUUCGAACAAAGACUUUGUGUUGUCCGUGGCGGUCAAGUCAAACACGAUCACGAAUGGAUUGAAGUACUCAUUGGCUACAGGAAACUGGGGAGAGCAGAUGAAGGCUAUGCAGUCGCGUGCCGGUGUCUCUCAGGUCUUGAACAGAUACACCUUUGCUUCUACCUUGUCCCAUUUGCGUCGCUGCAACACUCCCAUUGGUCGUGACGGAAAGAUUGCUAAGCCCCGUCAGCUUCACAACACUCAUUGGGGAAUGGUGUGCCCUGCCGAGACUCCUGAGGGUCAGGCCUGUGGUCUGGUCAAGAACUUGGCCUUGAUGACUGCCAUCUCUGUCGGAUCGCCCUCGGCCCCUAUUAUCGAAUUCUUGGAAGAGUGGGGUAUGGAGAACUUGGAGGAAUUGACUGCCAACAACAUCUCGGAGGCCACUAAGGUCUUUGUCAAUGGAGUCUGGGCUGGUGUUCACAGGGACCCCAGCAGUUUGGUCAACACCUUGAAGCGUUUGAGACGUAACCUGGACAUCAACCCUGAGGUCUCGAUUGUCAAAGACAUUAGGGAGAAGGAGCUCAGGAUGUACACCGAUGCGGGUCGCUGCUUGCGUCCUCUGUUCAUUAUCGAGGACCAGAAGCUCUUGCUUAAGAAGGCCCACGUCGACGAGCUCGCCAAGCCCAUGUAUAUUGACGAGGAAGGCAAGACAGUCGAACCGUGGAACUGGAAUGAUUUGCUGGCGAAUGGAAUUGUAGAGUUUGUGGAUGCCGAGGAGGAGGAGACGAUUCUGAUUUGCAUGACACCAGAGGAUCUGUACGAGUCGAAGCAGCCCGCACAAGAGCACCACCUACCCAAAGACGCUUCAGGACGUGUCAAGGGAGCAUCCUCGGCAUCGCUUCACACAUGGACGCAUUGCGAGAUUCAUCCUUCUAUGAUCCUUGGUAUUUGCGCCAGUAUCGUUCCUUUCCCUGAUCACAACCAGUCGCCUCGUAACACCUACCAGUCUGCUAUGGGUAAGCAAGCUAUGGGUAUCUACGUCACCAACUACCAGGUCCGCAUGGACACACUCGCCAACAUUUUGUACUACCCUCAGAAGCCCCUUGCCACAACUCGUUCAAUGGAGUACUUGCGUUUCCGUGAGCUGCCUGCUGGACAGAACGCCGUUGUCGCCAUUCUGUGCUAUUCUGGAUACAACCAAGAAGAUUCUGUCAUUAUGAACCAGUCGUCGAUUGAUCGUGGUCUUUUCCGCAGUUUGUACUUCCGUACUUACAUGGAUCAGGAGAAGAGGAUUGGUAUGACGUCCAUGGAGGAGUUUGAGAAACCUACACGCGAGCACGUCUUGCGCCUGCGCCACGGAACAUACGAGAAGUUGGAUGACGAUGGUCUGAUUGCGCCCGGUACGCGUGUCUCCGGCGAUGAUAUCAUUAUCGGCAAGACCAAGCCGAUUCCCGAGGACUCGACAGAGAUGGGACAGAGGACGGGAUCGCACACCAAGCUGGAUGCAUCGACGCCGUUGAAGUCGACCGAGACUGGUAUUGUGGACCAGGUGAUGUUGACGACCAAUCACGAGGGAGUCAAGUUUGUCAAGGUUCGUGUCCGUUCGACCCGUGUGCCCCAGAUGGGAGACAAGUUCGCCUCUCGUCACGGACAGAAGGGAACCAUUGGUAUCACUUACCGUCAGGAGGACAUGCCCUUCACCUGCGAGGGUAUCACGCCCGAUAUUAUCAUCAACCCUCACGCCAUUCCAUCUCGUAUGACCAUUGGACAUUUGGUCGAAUGUCUGCUGUCCAAGGUGUCGACGCUGGAGGGAAGCGAGGGAGAUGCCACACCGUUCACGGAUGUCACGGUCGAGGCUAUUUCGGAGGCAUUGAAGAAGCACAACUACCAGCAGCGUGGAUUUGAGGUCAUGUAUCACGGACACACGGGCCGCAAGCUGGCGGCACAGGUGUUCUUGGGCCCAACCUACUACCAGCGUCUGAAGCAUAUGGUGGAUGACAAGAUUCAUUCUCGUGCACGUGGACCGGUUCAGAUCUUGACCCGUCAGCCAGUCGAGGGAAGGAGUCGUGACGGAGGUCUUCGUUUCGGAGAGAUGGAGCGCGAUUGUAUGAUUUCGCACGGAGUGGCCCAGUUCUUGAAGGAGCGUCUGUUUGAUGCUUCGGAUGCGUACCGGGUGCACGUGUGCGAUCUAUGUGGUCUAAUGGCGAUUGCGUCGCUGUCAAAGAACAGUUUCGAGUGUCGGUCGUGCAAGAACACGACGCAGAUUUCGCAGAUCCAUAUCCCGUAUUCGAUGAAGCUGCUCGUCCAGGAGUUGAUGGCCAUGUCGAUUGCGCCCCGCCUCUUCACCGUCAACUCUGACAACCGCAUGUAA